AUGCCGUCCGCCGCGGAUCUCAAAUACUUCAUCCCGUCCGCUGCCACGGCGUCCAUCUUCCUCUAUGCCCAGGGACCAACGAUAACUGCCAUUGUGUGGGAUCUAAUGACGGGCGAUGAGAUUUCGCGUUUCGUUUCGUACGAGACGCUCACAGUCGCCGCUUGGAUGCGGAAUGGGAACGUUGCUUUCGGCAACACACAGGGAAACAUCAUCAUGUUUGAACCUACUACAUCCGAGCAUAUCUCGGCUCGGACGCUAGACCAGAUUGCAGUGACAGCAUUAGCCCCUUCGUCUGACUGCCGGACCUUUGCCAUUGGGCCAUCGCCCAUUGUCACCCUCGCCUGGCACGCGUCCUCCUCGAGGCAGAAAUCAGACAUGCUGGCCGUGCAGACGCACGAUGGCGACCUGCGGGUCUGGAGUGUGGCCAAGUCGUACAGCGCCGAAGAUCCCGCCAAGGUCGUCAGGGUGCUCCGCAGGAACGAGAACUUCCUGGCUGGGCCCAAUUGGAUGGGGUGGUCCAAGAACGGCCGCAUCAUCCAAUACUCGGACUCGGAAACGUUUUCGUGGGACGUGAGAACCAAACAUGUCACAAAGGACUCCAUCCCGACCCUUGAGCAUGUUAAAGGCCUGGCCGUCUAUGGCCCAGGAGCCAGUCUCUUCACCCUUGGACCGAACAACACCGUGCAGCAGUUUGACCUCAACUCCCCAGCCAUCAUGGUGGCAAACGUGCAGCACCCCGCGGGCGUCCUUCCGCCAUCUCCACCCACCUCCGAGGAGACAGGGGGCAGGUCGGUGCACUCUGCCACGACCAUUCAUACCUCGGAAUCCGAGUCGAGCUCUGUCCCCCUCGAGAUGGGCAUCUCUGAAAGCGAUGACGACCACCUAUCUCCUUUCCAGCGGUUAGCAAAGCGCAAUGCCCCCGAAGCCAGGCACGAGGUGUACGAUACAGGCAGCGCGGCCUCUAGCCAGAGCGGCGUGUCAUCCUUGUCAAAGUCUUCGGCCAGCUCUCGUACGCCUGGCAGGCAGGCCAGCUCCCUCAGGUCGCGGGGAAUGACGGAGGGGACAUACAUCUCCGCUGGUUCAUCCAUGAAAACUUCGACAGUCGGCCAGCGCGAGGCGGACAACUACUCCAUGGGAUACACACUCCCUAGCACCAGCGGCCCAUCAUUGGCGUCGUCCCGGUCCAGGCAUCGGCCCUCUCGCCUCAGACACGAAGUACCGAGGAGUCCUGACGAGGCCAACGUGCAGGAUCUGUUCAAAUACACUCGCUCGCGGCUCAGCGACCUCCCGUACAAGCACCCGAUGCCAACGCAACGAUCUCAUCCUACCAAUGACGAUUUGCGCCGACAGAUGCUCAGCACUAUCUUUGGCUGGAACAAGGAAGUAGAAGACCUCAUUCGAGACGAGAUGAGUCGCUAUCCCGCAGGGUCGGCGAACCGAAUCUUGCUAGCCAAGUGGCUGGGCGACAUUGACGCAGACAUCAUGGCCGCGGGUUCCCAGAACAUGACUUCCCAAGACUGGAUGCUGCUGGCACUGAGCGGCAUUGGCGGCCAGGCAUCCCAGCACAAGCUCGGCCGGGUCUAUGUCCAGCGCCUGCUAGAGAAUGGCGAUGUCCAUGUUGCGGUGACGAUUAUGCUUGGGAUGGGCGACUAUAACGAUGCCAUUGAGGUCUACAUCUCGCACAAGCGGUAUAUGGAGGCCCUCAUUCUCACCUGCGUGGCUUUUCCCAGCGUCUGGGAGCGUCAAGCUGCCAUUGUGCGCAAAUGGGGCGAGUGGGCGGUCAAGCAUGGCCAGCAGCAACUGGCAAUUCGUUGCUUUGCCUGUACCGACCAGGAGUCCUCGGAGCCCUGGACCUCUCCAUCGGCUGCCCAGCUCAACUUCCAAAACAUCACCCCGAGCAUCCCCGAGGUGCUGAGCCCUCCGCUGUCGCCCCCGGGCAUCCAGAGGGGCCCCCAGCGCAGCGUCGCCAAGGCAUCGGCACUGAAGCUGAUUACGUCCUUUGGAGAUCCCACCCAAAAGGCCAAGUUCUACUCGCAGGCUGACGGCGGCCAGACACCGAUUGCAGCUGGAGUGACGCCCAUUGCCGAGUCGGCCAUCUCUCCGGGAGGCGCCUAUGAUCCCGCGACUGCGUUCCUCCGGCCGUCGGGCAACAGCAGGUUCAACACGCCAACGUCAGCCCGCCCUAUCGGUCAGGGCUUCAGCCGCGGACGGUUGCCCUCCAUCGGGGAAGCCAACAAGCCCCUGGAUAACAUUGCAAGCAUCGUGGACGCACCCCAGAAACGGCCGAGCCAUUCUCGCAAGUCGUCCGCCCCUCAAGAUAACAUGGCGACCGGGCUCGCCAUGCAGCGCGCUGCUACGGCCAGCCCAAUGAUGAUGAGGGACCAGUACCAGCGCGCCGUGCAAGGGUACGGAGGAGAGCGACCGCCGUCUCCCGACCAUAACAUCAUGAGCAGGCUGCAAGAAGUCCAUUCGGCACAGCGAAACGGCUCCCGUGACCGGAUUCCUGCUCACCUCAGCCUGCAGCUGCAGACGAUGCAGCCGCCAUCAAUGGAUGCAAUGUCUCCUGAGCAAUCUGGCGCCUCAUCCGCUCGCUUCCACUGGCCGUCUCGUCGCCGCGGUACUGGCCCUAGUUCCGCAUCAGUGGCAGGUUCCAUGACAUCCACCUCCAGCGCUGGUCGGAGUCACAAAUCGAACGCUCGACAAAGGGAUGAUUACAUCCAUAGCCUGGAAGCGGCUCAGCACUAUUCCAGGAGAGCUGGAAGUCGGACCGGAAGCAAGGAACGGACACGAGACGCGUCCACCGGCCGCCACGCCAGCCGAGAGCGACGAACCAAGUCGCGCGACCCUUCGGAAGACCGCGGUAGGGCUUCAGCCAGAUCCUGGACAAGGCCAAAGCGAUCGCCCACAUCCCCAGUUCCAAUGUCCCCCGAAGACUUGGCCAUGCUGAGCAACCGGACAUUCGACAACUCCGUGGAACCCCUCACGAUUCGAAAGGCGAGCGUGGCGAAAGGCAAGACCAGCGGGCGGACAUCCAGCCGCGGAAGGGGUGGAUCAGUACCGCGGUCACCGCCGUCCCCGGUGCCGCUGUCGGCAACAGCCCUGCAUUAUCAGGGAUCGGAGGACGAGGAGGACUUUAGAGCAGCCAUGCGGGCGCAGGAAGAGUUCAGGGCCAAGCACAGCCGCAGCGUCGGCCACAACGUCAAUUCUCCCGCCGUAAGCCGGCGUGAGCAUUCGGAAAGCCGACGAAAGGAAGCGACUGAGACUCGAGAGGCUGCACCCGUGGUCUUGAGCCAGACAGUAUAUGGACGAGCCGCUUCCACCGAGCACGCCGGCGAUCUGAAGAAGAUGAAGGACGAGAGACAGCGGAAGAAGGAACAGGCUGCGCGAGAGCUAGAAGAGCGUAGGAAGUCUCUGGCCAAGCGACAGCUCGGUCCCCGAAUUCCCCAUCCAAGCCAGAUCUCUCCCGGGAGACCGCCGGUUCUGGUAGAGGCCGACGACGAAAAGCUGCCGGAUGAUCUGCCGCCGCGCUCUGCAACGGAGCCUCCGAGAGCGGCGGAGCCGCCGAGGAGCAUGUAUGCUCAGAACAGGCCGCAGAUUGGCCUGCCUGCCACUCCCAAGGCGAUGAGGCUCAUUAUCCGGUCUGACGAGAAUCAGUACGAGGAUCUCCCUGCUCCGCCGGUGCCGGCGACGUUUUCUCAAAAGUAUUCGCCGCAGAACUCACCCCAGUACUCUCCAAAAUACACGUUGGGCAGUAGUGAGCCGCCGUUGACACUGCUGCCAUCGACUGUCUAUCAGCUGCCGUCCACUGUCUACCAACCGCCGUCUCGCCCCAUGAUUCCGCGAAGCAUGUCGGCACCGAUCCCUGAUGAGCCACCUCACGCAAUUCGAUACGGGAGAAAGUCGAGUGCUAACGAGGGCAGAGGCCUCGACGAUAUUGUAGAGACGGAGUGGCGUCGACAAGUGAACAACCUGGUGCCGCCUCCACCACCACCUCCCCCUUCGGCUCCCCUGACUUUCCUCAAGGAGCUGCAGCAUCUAGCCGUGCCGCCCCCUCCUCCGCCAGCACCGCUGCCACACGUGCGACGCCAGCCGCCCGUGGCUGGAACACUGGCCUCGGGCAUGAUUGAGAUUGUCAUGGACGACGACGAGGCAGAAGAGCCCAUGUCGGCUGCUCCCAACGACGGCAAGGUGCCGGUGCUCGCCCAGCCCGAACCCCCUGUCAAGGGCCACAACCGCGGUCGCAGCCUCGGGGAGGGCAGCCUUUCCGGGCGUAGGACCAAGGCGACGGAGCGCCUCCGCUCGGGCAGCCGCAGCCGCAAAGGAUCCAUCGGCGUCAUGUCGCCCCCUCUCGAGAUGUACGGCGGUGAGGGCAAUGCCAACUCGCUGAACCAGCUCAGGUCGCCCGUGGCGGGCAAUCCUCCGCCUGUGCUGUAUGACCGGGACGCCAUUCGAUCGCCCAUUGAGGGGCAUGGCCGCAAGAUGUCGAUGGGGCUGCACGAGAACGGCAUGUUUUAG
This is a messenger RNA of Trichoderma reesei QM6a, 4515 nucleotides long. RefSeq lists its product as uncharacterized. The coding region runs from base 1 to 4515 and encodes 1504 amino acids. Gene Ontology annotation, cellular component: nucleus. Gene Ontology annotation, molecular function: transcription factor binding. The record is from RefSeq and is a predicted model, not a curated record. NCBI's taxonomy places the organism in Eukaryota, Fungi, Ascomycota, Sordariomycetes, Hypocreales, Hypocreaceae. Gene Ontology annotation, biological process: positive regulation of transcription by RNA polymerase II. The transcript has 6 exons.